AAUUCAAGAACCAGGGGGUCCCAGAGAGAAAGCUGCUACUGACGAUUACCGGAACAGUGCCCUGUACAGCGAGAGGCCUCCCGGAAUGGAUGUCAUCCGCCUCCUCCUGGCUACCCUGCUGGUCUGCCUGUGCUCCCUCACUGCCUACAGCCACCUGGCACCUGAGGAAAAGCCCAGAGAUGAAAGGAGCCUGAGGAGCAACUCUUCCAUGAACCUGUUGGAUUUCCCUUCUGUCUCUAUUGUGGCACAGAACAAGAAAUCCAAAAAGAUCAGCAGAAAAGAAGCGGAAAAAAAGAAAAGAUCUUCCAAGAAAAAGGCUUCGAUGAAGAAGGUGGCACGGCCCCGGCCCCCGCCGCCUGGCCCCUGCGUGGCCACCCGCGACAGCUGCAAGCCGCCGGCGCCCGCCUGCUGCGACCCGUGCGCCUUCUGCCAGUGCCGCUUCUUCCGCAGCGCCUGUUCCUGCCGCGUGCUCAACCCCACCUGCUGA
Balaenoptera acutorostrata (minke whale) is the source of this 487-nucleotide messenger RNA. RefSeq names its product agouti signaling protein (gene ASIP). The record is from RefSeq and is a predicted model, not a curated record. Lineage: Eukaryota; Metazoa; Chordata; Mammalia; Artiodactyla; Balaenopteridae. The coding region runs from base 86 to 487 and encodes 133 amino acids. Gene Ontology annotation, biological process: positive regulation of melanin biosynthetic process; melanosome organization; hormone-mediated signaling pathway. Gene Ontology annotation, molecular function: neuropeptide hormone activity; melanocortin receptor binding. The transcript is spliced from 5 exons. Gene Ontology annotation, cellular component: extracellular region.